GAUGCGUUGCGUGAUAGAAGCUGGAAUAAAACAAUUAACAAAAACAUGCUUAAAGCUUCUUCAUGAGCAUGUUUCAACAUUCGCGAAGACCCAUUACUCGUCCAAACCGUUGAAUUGGAUUCCCGAUUGGAUUCAUCUGACUAGGGCUAUAGCUAAAGAUGGCAAAGAAAAAUUUGAUGCUAUAGUUCUUUGUCCAAUCUGUGACCAAAAAUAUACUCCUCAAAUCAGAGUGAAAACCAACGGCACCCUAUACUUCGAAGUUGGCACGUUUCGCAUACAUUUAAUCGACGUGCACAAAAAUGCGUACCACCCAGUCAACGUAGCAUCUCCACCGGAUCAGAAUUCACCGAAACUGGUAGCAUCCCCACCGGAUCAGAAUUCACCGAAACUGAUGUGCUCGGUGCAAUUGCAGACUCUGAAUCUGAAAACGGCAAGAAGUGAGAAACUGCGAGGACUCAUUUCCGCAUGUAAUGAAUGUGAUUUAAAAUCUGGUGAGGAAAAUUCAUCGGCUGUGGACCUUGGAAAAGAGACACCUCCAGUCUUUUCAUCGAAUUCAAAUGAUCGAGUCAACGAGAUGUCUACUCAGGUACAAACCAUCGGAUCAGCAAACCCAACGUCUAUUGAAAGUGAAAUCGAGUUAAAUUCUGGAGAAAUGAAUGAUACAUUUGAAUCCGUUUCUGAUUACGUUUCGGACUCGGAAGAAGUGGCAACUCCAUUCGAUUCGUCGAAUUCAAAUGAACAAGCCAGGAAGGUAGAAAAACCCAUUUCCCCGUCUACUGGCCAAGAUUUCAAAUCUGGUGAGGGGAAUGCAUCGACUGUGAACUGGCUGGAAGAAGUGGAAACUCGAAUCGAUUCAUCGGAUCCAAACGAACAAGCCAAUAAGGAUUACUCUCCGGUAGAAAAACCCAUUUCCCUGUCUUCUUCUUCUUCUUCUUCUUCCCCCGUCUACUGGCCAAGAUUUCAAAUCUGGUGAGGGGAAUGCAUCGACUGUGAACUGGCUGGAAGAAGUGGAAACUCGAAUCGAUUUGUGGGAUUCAAAUGAACAAGCCAAUAAGGAUUACUCUCCGGGUGAGAUUUAAUUUCAGAUAUUUUCCCUCGGUAUUUAAGAUUACAGCGAAAUUUUCCAUUUUUCAUUUUCAAUAAAAAUACCCAUUUCCCCGUCUACUGGCCAUGAUUUCAAAUCUGGUGAGCGUAAUGCAUCGACUGUGAACUGGCUUGAAGAAGUGGAAACUCGAAUCAAUUUGUGGGAUUCAAAUGAACAGGCCAAUAAGGAUUACUCUCCGGUGAAAAAUGCUGAUCCGGCAAUCGAAUCGAAUCGAACUAGCCAUUCUACUGGUUUUACAAAAGAUAUGGAACUCGAUGUCGUUCCGGAUGUGGAAGUCGAGAAUCCUCAAAUCGAAUCGCCAUCAAACAUUGAUGCCAACGAGUAGUGCUUAACGCCAGCGAAAAAUAUUAAUCCGUUAAUCGGAUUGGAGUACGAGAACUUAACUGUCGCAUUUGAAGUAGAAUUGGAAAGUACCCCGAUGAAGUCUGGAUACGAAUCCUCAUCCAGUUCCACUUCGUCAUCCAACUCCGGUUCGUCGUGCAACUCCAGUUCCUCAUCUAACUCUAGUUCGUCGUCCAACUCCAGUUCGUCAUCCAACUCCAGCUCGUCAUCCAGCUCUUCAUCGAGUGAAUCAGAUAACGAGAAGUCAUCAGUUACUGGAAAGAGAACUCGAAGAACUCGGAAACAAUUGAGUUACAAACAAGCUUUGUUAUAUCUCCUUUUUUAUACAGCAAUGUAAUUACCGCA
Messenger RNA from Bradysia coprophila, 1792 nucleotides. RefSeq lists its product as uncharacterized. The record is from RefSeq and is a predicted model, not a curated record. NCBI's taxonomy places the organism in Eukaryota, Metazoa, Arthropoda, Insecta, Diptera, Sciaridae.